AUGAUGCCGGGACUGGUCGAAACACAUGGUGUUCCACCUCCGCCGGUGCUGGGAUACUCAGUUAGCCAUCAGAAAGUUGAGCUUGAUAUCGAUUUCGCCAGCCGGAGCUUGAAGGGGAAAACCGAGAUUACCAUCCAUCCGGACCACAAGGACCUGAGGCUCAUCCGUUUGAAUUUCCGUCAGGGCCAGCUGAAGCGCAUAACCGUGGGUGGGAGGGCAGCUACGACCAAAUAUGUCGACCCAUACGACGCGCUACAACUGUAUGGCACUCAGUACCACCGAAAGCUUUCCUCGAAGGUGGACGCCCUUUUGAAAACGCCCCCGGAACCGGAGUUGGUAGUGACGAUACCGAAAGCUGUUCGCAUAGAGGAACUCGAUCCGUUCUCGGUCGAGGCGCAAACUCAGCUGUCAUUACGGGCUACUUCGGGAGGCGUCAGCGGGGCCGGCGGUGCGGAGGAUGUGGCAGAUAGCGGGCGUGUUACUGAGGCCUCUCUUCCCAGGUUUACCGCGAUAACGAUAUACAUGGAAUUUACGAUCGAGAAACCAAGAGAUGGGUUCCAGUUUGUGGGCGUGGAGAGCCGUGACUUGCGGUAUCCACAUGCGUUUACCGCUAAUUCUUCAGAUACUGGGGAAUCAUGUUGCUUGUUCCCCUGCGUGGAUGACAUGUCUUCUCGAAAUACCUGGGAUGUCUCGAUAAGGUGCCCUAGAACGCUGGGAGAUGUACUUUCCAAAUCAUCCGAGGCCCCGAUUGUGAACGGUACCUCAAAGCGAACAGAUAGCUCGAGGAACACGGGGCUUUCGGCAGAAGAUGCGGCGUUGGAUAUGGUUGUUGCCUGUUCGGGGGACAUGACGGAUGACAUCGUUGACCCUAAGGACCAAACUAGGAAGACCGUGUCAUUCUCCUGCAGUUCACCACUAUCGGCUCAGCAGAUUGGAUUUGCAAUUGGACCGUUCGAAUACGUUAACCUAUCCCAGUUUCGCGAAAGUGAUGAGGAUGAUCAACUUGGCGCAAAUGCUGUUCCCAUCCAUGCUUUCUGUCUUCCUGGAAGGGCGGAAGAAGUGAGGAAUACAUGUCUACCGAUGGCAAAAGCUGUCGACUUUAUCUCACUAACUUACGGCUCCUAUCCGUUUGCCAGCUACAAGCUAUGUUUCGUUGAUGACCUUCGCACAGAUACCCUACCCGCGGCGGGGCUAUCAAUAUGCAGUGACCGCAUACUCUUCCCUGAAAAUAUUAUUGACAUGAUGUAUGAUUCAACGAGAUGCAUAGUCCAUGCGUUAGCAUGCCAGUGGGUCGGUAUCAGUAUCAUCCCAAAAGAACCAACGGAUACUUGGGUGAUUGUCGGUAUAGCUUACUACAUCACUGACACGUUUAUGAAAAAAAUUGGCGGAAACAACGAAUAUAGAUUUCGACAGAAAAUGAUGGCAGACAAAGUUUGCGACUUGGAUGUUUUGCGACCGUCUCUCUGGGAUAUGGGAGCCAUUCUCAAGAUUGACCCCUCUGAGAUGGAAUUUAUCUCAUUAAAGGCGCCGCUUGUCCUCUACAUCCUUGAACGCCGACUUUCCAAGGCAAGCGGUAAGGCCACCGUCUCCCGAAUUAUAUCUCGAAUCUUUCUAAAUGCACGAAUGGGUGAUAUCCCGAACGGCGAACUUACAUCGGCGCAUUUUCAAAAACUGUGUGAACGCCUAGGCCACACCAAGCUGGACUCCUUCUUCAACCAAUGGGUUUAUGGAGCUGGUUGUCCGCGGUUUACGGCUAGCCAAAGAUUCAACAAGAAGAAACUCGUGGUUGAGAUGAUGAUAUCUCAAGUUCAAACAGAACAGCCAACCGCUCGAGACCUCGAGCGAUCUACCUUUAUGAGGGACGUUAAAGAGGAGAUCCGCAAUGUAUAUGCGGGUGCUGUGCAGCAUGUGUUCACAGGGUCAAUGACCAUUCAAAUUCACGAGGCAGAUGGGACACCUUAUGAGCAUAUUGUUGAGAUCAAAGAGCCGGUCACGAAGUUUGAUAUCCCCUAUAAUACAAAAUAUAAGCGCCUCAAACGAAAUAAACGCCAGAAAGAACGGGCUGCGGCAAUGUCGGGUAUGGAUCCUAAUAUUGAAGCUCAAGAUGACGUGUUGCUUUAUUGCCUGGGAGACGUGCUACAGUCAGAUGAAGAUAUGGAGAAAUGGAAACUCGUUGAGUGGACUAAAGAAGACGAGAGUCGAAUGGGCCAGGAAUCCUACGAAUGGAUUAGAAUGGAUGCCGACUUUGAAUGGAUAUGUAAAAUGUCCCUCGGUAUGCCUGGAUAUAUGUACCUGUCCCAGCUGCAACAGGAUCGUGACGUGGUUGCACAACUCGAGUCAAUACAACAUAUGGCUGCACAGCGAGAGCAUGCUCUUAUAUCGACCAUUUUUGUUCGCACAAUUUUAGACCGGCGAUAUUUUCAUGGAAUCCGAACGGCUGCCACCAAGGCCCUUGUCAAACAUGCUAAGCAAGAGGUCGAUUGGAUUGGCUUGUUUCAUCUAGAAAACGCAUUCCAGGAGCUAUACUGUCUGCCAAAUUCGUCUAUGGCUCGUUCAAACGAUUUCUCAGACCGAGCAUCAUAUGCUGUGCAACUUGCGCUUAUUGAGGCUAUUGCAGAAGUGAGGGAUGAUAAUGGUACAACGCCAGUGAGAGUGAAGCAAUUUCUAUAUGAGAAACUGAAAUUCAACGACAACUCCAAUAACGAGUUCUCUGAUUGUUUCUACAUUUCCACUCUCCUCAAAUCCAUUUGCAACGCUUUACUUGGGAGACGAGAAACUAGUUCCAACGAUGUGGACUUCGAUAUCAACAGAGAGAUCGAACGUCAAGCAGAGGACCAGCUAGAUAAAGACUGUAUUGCCGAGAUUGAUCGAUACCGACGAAUCGACGAGUGGGCGGGUUCGUUUAAAAAUAUCUUCUCAAGAACGUCACUUGAAUGCCAAAAACGACUCAUGAAGGCAAAUGUACUAGACAUUGACCUCGUUCAGUUGGUUCAGUACACCCGUGCCGGAAUCUUGGAAGAAUUAAGGCUAAAGGCGUUCGAGAUGCUGUUGGAAUUUCGACUGUUCGAACAUCCAGAGCUGAUAACAUGGUUUAUAUACAAUAUGUCCGCAGAUCCUUCCCCUUGGAUCCGACGCAACCUUUAUCGCUUAUUCGGCGAGGCACUCGCGACGAUUGCAUUUGGCACCGAAGCCGAGCCUUCCGGCUCGUUGAUAAACGAUUCGCUCGUGAUCGAACAAGAAUCUUCGACGGAAGCCCGACAACUUCAGCUGGCGAGAAGACAAACGGUCCCAGGAGCAUUAGAUGCCUUGAAACAGGAACUUGGCGCGAAUAAAGCUUUAAAGGAGGCACUAUGGGCUGCAUGCAACUCGCCACGCACGAGUCUCGUCGAGCUUUGUGAUUUCGUUUACUUGGUCGGCGCUUUAUACCACCCCGUUGACCACGCGAUGGUCAAGUUAAAGUACCCUCGCUACUGGAAGACUCAGCAUUUAGGAAAUGGCAAAAUGAAAUUUUGGAAAACGAACCGUUUCCGCACACGUCCAAUUGGCAGUACAAGCACGUUGAAGCCUAGCGCUGCGCCGUCAUCUACUCAACCAGUGAAGAGGAAGCGCGAACAAGAUAUGAAUGGCGCGCCUCCACCUCUCAGCCAUAAAGUGACACUGAAAAUCCCUAAGCUGGGCUCGGUGUCCGCCGCAUCAUCGCAACCACCCCCAUCUUCAACUACCAAACCAAAGAUUAAAUUGAAACUUAAGACCAAGAGUUCAAGUUUUUCUCCCGCCCCAUAA
Molecule: messenger RNA, 3783 nt
Organism: Arthroderma uncinatum
Lineage: Eukaryota; Fungi; Ascomycota; Eurotiomycetes; Onygenales; Arthrodermataceae
Product: transcription initiation factor TFIId 127kD subunit
Exons: 4
Coding region: 1-3783 (1260 amino acids)
Biological process (GO): transcription initiation at RNA polymerase II promoter
Cellular component (GO): transcription factor TFIID complex
Molecular function (GO): RNA polymerase II general transcription initiation factor activity; chromatin binding; transcription cis-regulatory region binding
Source: RefSeq, a predicted model, not a curated record